This is a messenger RNA of Nymphalis io (European peacock), 2078 nucleotides long. RefSeq names its product phospholipase A1 1-like. Bases 73 to 1194 code for a protein of 373 amino acids. The record is from RefSeq and is a predicted model, not a curated record. Gene Ontology annotation, molecular function: lipase activity. The transcript is spliced from 8 exons. Lineage: Eukaryota; Metazoa; Arthropoda; Insecta; Lepidoptera; Nymphalidae.
AAGUAGUACUACAAGUACUAAGUACGUUCGUGUAGUUUGUUUUUUUUAUUGGAUUAAAAGGGCGCUGGCGAGAUGAGGGCGUUCAUCCCGUUCUUACUCUCCUCUUUCCUGAUGUACGUAAAUGCCGAUAACAAGAAUGACACGGACGUCGUGGACUUCUUCCGUCGGGGCAUUCAAAAGGAGAUCCAGACAGUCAAACAGCCGAUUGACGAAACCAUCGCGUAUGUAGGAUCGUCACAAUGUAAACAUGUUAAGAAACUACUGGGGGUUUCUUAUGAGCAAUUACAGGGGGAGAGUGAACCAGACCUGAACAGUCUAACCCUUCAUUACAAGACCAGGGCAUAUACAACGAUCAUCAAUAUCACAGCAGCGGCGGAGUCACUGCGUCAGGCUCGGAGUUACGACCCUGAUGAGAAGUUAAUAAUCUUUGUGCACGGGUUCACGGACGAUCCCACUAAGGAUAGCUUUACGCACAUACAUCGCUCUUUUAUUGAAAAUGGUCACAUCGGUUUGAUAGCACUUGACGGCAGCUCGCUGAUCCGUUGGAUUUAUCUCCGCGCGACGACUUACGUGCAGUUCAUGGGACAAAAGCUCGGAGAGAUCUUAGCUGGCAUGGUUUACCAGGGCCAAGACCCGACAAAAAUCCACAUAAUUGGGCACAGCCUCGGAGCACAUAUAUCUGGGUUCGCUGGAAAAGCCUUCUACAAUUUGACCGGGAAGCUGGUCGGCAGGAUCUCCGGCCUGGACCCAGCUGGGCCUUGCUUCAGUCACGUCGACCCGGACUCUAGGCUGAUGCACACUGACGCGGCGUUCGUGGACGUGAUGCAUACGGACGCCGGCGUGUAUGGGAUCAAAGAUGCCGUUGGUCACGCAGACUACUUCCCCAAUAGCGGCACCUUGCAGCCGAACUGCCUGCUGCAGACGUGCUCACACUCUCGCGCGUGGCAGAUGUACGGCGAAUCUGUGCUGACCAGAGAGGCCUUCCCCGCGAUCAAGUGCAGCGACUGGGAGGAGUUUAAGAACGGAAGCUGUAAGAAUGAAAUUAGCUACAUGGGCUACGGGGCCAAGUCUGACGCCCGCGGAAAAUACUUCUUGCAGACGAAUGGCGAGUCUCCAUACGGGAUGGGUGUCCGCGGCAUCAAGUAUACGAACACGGAUGGAAUAGUCAAGAGCAUUUCAAACGUCUUCGGAUAAUUUGAUACUUUAAGAUUUAUAUAUUUAUUUAUAUGUCGAUGUGUACGUUACUAGAAUUAUGGUUGUUAUACAUAAAAGUAGCAUUAUGAGAAACGGUUUUAUUGUCUUCGAUUAAAAUAAUAAUUUAAGCAUUAUUUUAUUAAGAGUACAGUUGAUAAUAAGUUUGAUAAUUAAUUAUUAAAAAUAAUGCAAAGCAUCUAAUUACGUAAUAGUUAUGUAUUUGUAUUAUAUAUUAGACGGGUAUACGGGUACCUAAUAUGCCACUCGAUAGAAAGUGUUCCCCACGCACAGACAGACAUUGCCAUUGCUAUAAGCAUUGACCAGCCCUUACGGCGUUUCAACCCACAGCCAAUAUUAUUUAGGAUUCGGUUAUUGUAUCUGUUGUUCAAAAAUAAGUAAUAAUACUAUUAAUUAUUUUUUACAUCAUAUUUAACUGGUAAUAAAUAUUUGUAGAAUCUUAUUUAUUAUGUAAACAAAUACAAUUGCAACGAGAUAUUAACAAUAUGUCUUCAUAUAUGUCUUCAAUUUCAAAUUCAUUAUAAAAUUAUUAUUUUCGUUGAUUUUAUCAAAAUGUUAAUAUUGUUGUGAGCAUACACGGUAUUGUUGUAUUGUGUUGCAUAUUGUGAAAUUCAAAUUUGCUUUAAAACACCCUGAGGAGCAUCUUUAGCUGCAAUUAUUAAUAGUCCGGCUUUGUUACACUGGCUCACUUAACCGCAAUAUAUAAAUGUAAGUAUUGCUGACUUUUUAAUAAAAUAACUAGUGAUUGGGUAACAACCAGCGUCGAGUGAUAAUAAUUUUAAGCAGUUUUAUUGUUUGAAAUGUAUAAGACUUGUGAAAGUAAUGUUUGUGUUAUUUGAAAAUAAAAGUUAUGAAAAACAAAACAA